AUGACGUCUCAGCGAGUGGGCGGGGUGACACCCGAUGCCUUUAAAAACUGUGUGGUGAAACUGUUCUUUACCUGUCCUAUGAAGGGUCAUUACUGCUUGUACAGUAAAUCCAGCUUUGUCCUGAUCAGCCGACAUCCACAGAUUUGGAUCCACAUUAUGUUUCUCUUUCAGCAGAGUUUACUUUCGGAGCCACUGUCCACUCAGACUACUUCUAUGCAAGUCCUGAAAACACUGUGGGAGAAAACACAAGUGAAGGGAACACAUAGUUUCGAAGCGUACAUUAUCCAGUCAAUGUUUCCUAAUAAAAAGGAUCUGGAUCUUGUACUUAUGCAUCUGGGAGAAGUGAGGUUUUUUGAUCUUUUUGGAUUUAGCGAGGAAAUUGGGUCAUGGCUAUGUUUUAUGUGCAACAAUCCUGAGAAAGCUACAGUCGUAAAUCAGGAUGGCCAACCCCUAAUUGAAGGGAAACUUAAAGAGAAGCAGGUUCGCUGGAAGUUUAUCAAGAGAUGGAAAACUCGUUAUUUCACCCUGGCUGGAAACCAGCUUCUCUUUCGUAAAGGAAAAUGUAAAGAUGACCCUGAUGAUUGUCCUAUUGAGCUGACUAAGGUUCAAAGUGUAAAAGCUGUUCCUAAGAAGCGCAGGGACCGGGGCCUUCCAAGAGCCUUUGAAAUCUUCACAGAAAAUAAAACCUAUGUGUUCAAGGCAAAGGACGAAAGGAAUGCAGAAGAAUGGCUGCAGUGUAUCAAUAUUGCUGUUGCACAAGCCAAAGAAAGAGAAAAUAGGGAGGCUACCACUUACUUAUAAUCUGGUAGAAAUGUUCCAGGUUCUCACUAGAUCCUGAAGGCUUUAAGAAGACGAACACGUUGAGGACCAAACAUACCAAAAAAAUUGUAAUAACAAUAUUGAGAUGACAUAUAGAAAGUGUGCUAAAGGUAAUUGU
Messenger RNA from Nanorana parkeri, 937 nucleotides. Its product is annotated as ventricular zone-expressed PH domain-containing protein homolog 1-like. The record is from RefSeq and is a predicted model, not a curated record. The coding region runs from base 1 to 801 and encodes 266 amino acids. The transcript is spliced from 6 exons. Gene Ontology annotation, biological process: regulation of signal transduction. Gene Ontology annotation, cellular component: plasma membrane. Gene Ontology annotation, molecular function: phosphatidylinositol-5-phosphate binding. Lineage: Eukaryota; Metazoa; Chordata; Amphibia; Anura; Dicroglossidae.